AUGACGUCUCCAGGAGACGUCGACUGGUCGGAGAUGUGUUCCGAUACCAUGCAAUUGAUUUUCGAAAGCUUAAGCUGUUCAGAUUUUCAUCGAGCAAGAACCGUUUGUUCAAAGUGGUACUCUGCUUCGACAUCAUGCGUUGCAGCAUCAUGGAAUAGGUAUCCAUGGCUGAUACGUUUCCCGGAAAUAUAUUCCGUCUCGAAACCUUUCAAUGAUCUGUUCACUAAGUUGUCUGACACAACCUCUUGUAAGCUGUUAGAUCCUCGAGAAGGAAAGACUUACAGGACAAGAUGUCUCGGAAACAUAUUGUCCGAGAGCCGUUGCCUCGCGAGUUACGGUAUCUGGAUACUGAUGAUGAAUCCGAGUCUCGGUUUCUACGUCUUGAACGUGUUUACCUGCGAGAGAAUCGAUCUUCCGUCUCUAUCACUCCGAGGUGAAGUGAGAUUCCAAAGAAAAGACGAUGGUGGGUUAUUCCUCGAACACUCUUGGUUAGAUCGUGAGACGAUCAUCAACAGGUAUAUCGAGACGGCUGUUUUGUGGAUCGAUGAGAAAACGAAAGAUUUUGUCGUUAGUUGGAUUUACAAUGCUCAUCAGUAA
This is a messenger RNA of Camelina sativa (false flax), 597 nucleotides long. Lineage: Eukaryota; Viridiplantae; Streptophyta; Magnoliopsida; Brassicales; Brassicaceae. The record is from RefSeq and is a predicted model, not a curated record.